GAACGCAACUCCAACAGUUCUGCAUUUGGGAAAGUCCAGAAGCAGUUCUGGUUCACAAAGAGCGCUGUCAUCCGUAAACUUGGAAAGAAGGAGGAUGAGCAUGUGGUUGCUUCAGAUGCCGAGCUUGAAGCUAAAAUUGAGCUCUUCAAGGCCAUUGAAUCCAGCACUAAAGAUCUUCAGGUACUGUUGGCUGAUUACCAGAAUAAGAUUUGCAUUAUGGCCCAAGAGGAAAAUGCAAUGGGACGACUCUUGAAGGAAUAUGGAAAGCAAGACCGGAGCAGAGCUGGGAAGAUGAUGACAGCUGUGGGUAAGAGCCUGAGUUACACAGCACAGCAGCGAGUUGCCCUGAGGAACCCUCUCGUAAGAUUAUUUCAGGAGGUUGACACUUUCCACACCCGAGCUGUAGAAGACACGCUAAUCACAGUAACCGAGAUGGAAAAGAUCCGCACUGAGUACCGUGGAGCACUGAUGUGGAUGAAGGACAUCUCUCAAAACUUCAACCCUGACCAGUACCAUCAGUUGGAGAAAUUCAGAGAAGUUCAAGCUACUGUCAAGCAGAAGAAGGCUAAGUUUGACAGACUCAAAUUAAAAAGUCUACAGAAGGUUGAUCUCCUAGCUGCCUCUAGAUGUAACAUGUUCUCUCAUGCCCUCAUUGUUUAUCAGAAUAAUCUUAUCACCUUUUCUGACAAGACCUCCAAGACCCUGACAAUGUAUGCGAACAACUUCAAGGGCUAUCAGCCGUAUGAUUUUCAGGUGAUCAAGGAGCUUGCAGAACCUCCACAAGACUGGAAGAUGAUGCUAAGGAAGAGGAGGAGAAUUAUAAACUGGAUGAAGAUGAUAACACUUUCUUUAAUGCAGAAUAUCAUGAUGAUCCAGACAAGAAAAGCAACAAAAUAG
This is a messenger RNA of Penaeus vannamei (Pacific white shrimp), 897 nucleotides long. The record is from RefSeq and is a predicted model, not a curated record. NCBI's taxonomy places the organism in Eukaryota, Metazoa, Arthropoda, Malacostraca, Decapoda, Penaeidae.